CACAAAUUGGUUCUUCUCCUUCGAUCAAAGACCUCCUUAAAUGGCAGACACUAAGGAUGAAACCACCAGGGAGCAACAUGAAACGGUCGAUGAGAUGCUUGCUAGGCACAGGCAAGAGAUCAAACAAUUACAGAACAAGGAGACGGAGUUGAAAAAGGCUGCUGCAAAAGGAAGCAAAGCUGAGCAGAAAGCAAAGAAGAAGCAAGUCGAAGAAGACAUUUCUAAACUCUCCACAAAGCUCAAGGAGAAACAUCUCAAAGAGCUCGCCUCACAAGGUUUCAGCAGCAGCAGCAGCAGUAACAGCAACAUCUCCAAGGACGAAACCAAUGAGAAGAAAGGAGAUAUCGACACUUUAGUGCGAGCCAUCGCUGGAGUCUCAGUCACUGCUCAGCAAGAACACUCAAAGCCUAGCAAGAGCGUGAAGAGACGAGAGAAACGAGCCAAGGAAGAAGCGGAUAGAGAGCAGAGAAUCAAAGAGGAGCAAAGCAAUGUGACAAGUGAUCGUAUGGUGGAGAACCAAAAGAUCGAAAAGAAGCUUAAACCGCUGGGUCUAACCGUCAGCGAGAUAAAACCAGACGGACAUUGCCUUUACAGAGCAGUAGAGAACCAGCUUGCUAAUCUCUCAGGCGUUGCAUCUCCUUACACGUACCAGAAGCUAAGAGAAAUGGCUGCUGCAUACAUGAGAGAGCACAAAACAGAUUUCAUCCCGUUCUUCUUAUCAGAAACCGAGUCUGAAUCUGAGUCUGCGGAGGAGCGGUUUGAGAAAUACUGCAGGGAAGUCGAGUCAACGGCGGCUUGGGGUGGUCAGCUGGAGCUAGGGGCGUUGACACAUUGCUUGAGAAGACACAUAAUGGUGUUUUCAGGAUCGUUUCCUGAUGUUGAAAUGGGCAAAGAGUAUAAAUCUAACAAUAAUGACUCGAGCCUUAUGUUAUCGUAUCACCGGCAUGCUUUUGGGCUAGGUGAACAUUAUAAUUCUCUCGUCAAGAACAUCACCUGAUGAUGGAGGCCUUCUCUCAAGCUUUUAUGAGACGAGUACUUCUGUUUGUAUCAAAUUAUUUACUGAAUUUCCAUUGUUUAAUGUUUCUUGGCGUUCAGAGAACCUACACUGUAACUUUUAUUUUUCCUUGGUGAGAAGCAUACUUAUUCUAAUACAGGUUCAAGUUUUCAUUACAUAAUAA
Messenger RNA from Eruca vesicaria subsp. sativa (arugula), 1178 nucleotides. The record is from the annotation of a GenBank genome assembly. Lineage: Eukaryota; Viridiplantae; Streptophyta; Magnoliopsida; Brassicales; Brassicaceae.